AUGGAUAUCGAGACGGAACCGCUUCGUGUCAAGGCCACGGGCUUUAAGAGGCGCCACUAUGUGAAGCUCUCGGCGCUCCGCCGGUCCCCCGAGCCCAAGCGACCGCCGGGCAGCAUGGCGGCGGAAGCCCCGCUGGUGCCGCGGACGGCCAGCGGAGGCGGUGGCAGCGGAGCAGUGGAUGGGGGGAGCGGAGGCGCGGGGUUGGGGGGAGCCGACAAAGAGGGCGAGCAGGCGUCGCGGAGCGCGUGUCCGUUUGUGGCGCCGACGCUGGCGUUUCUGGUGGCCAGGCGGCGCGCGGUGCUGGUGUGUGCGUCGGCGUUUUGCGCGGCGGUGGCGGCGGGGCUGUUCUGCCUCGUGUACUUCCUCCACCUCGCCUCCUACCAGGUGCCGUCACUGUGCGCACGGGCUCCGUCGGAGGAGGGCUGGGCAACAGGGUUGGGGCAUGAAGGGGUUGGGAGAAAGGGGUUUGGACGAUGCUGGGAUGAAGCAUCGCUGUCAUCGCAGUGUGCGCUGUGGGCGCACGAGCUGGGCAGUGCAUUGCAAGCAUCGCUGGGAGGGGUGCGCGCGCUGGGGGACACGCUCACAGUGCUGCACGCGGCCGUGGACCAGGCGGCGUUCUCGCGCCUGGUGGCCUCCACCGACUACACGCGCCCGCUGCUCGCCUUCCCUCCCCCGCCCCCUCUCGCCACUGCAGCAGACGCGGGGGCGAGUGGGUGGGGGCAGGGGGCGAGCGCCAUGGGGUACGCGCUCUCGCUCAACCACUCCUCGCGCGCCGCCCUCCAGAACAGCUUCCUCAACGCCACCUGUAUCUGUCACCACGCCUCACAUUCUUUCCUCCCUAAGUCACAUUCCCCUCCACCCCUCAGUCUCUCCCCUUUUUGCAUUCUCUCUUCUCUUCACAUUCUCCCCUCCCCUCACAUUCUCUCCCUCCUCGCCUUGUCGCCUCCCCUCAGUAGCUCCGUGCUGCCCAACCAUCCACGUGCACACCACUCCCCACCCUCCGCCCCAUGCCCACCCUCCGUCUCCCCUCUGCACUCUGUUGUUGUCCUCCCUGCAUGCAUGUACGCGUUCAGGAAUGUGAGUGGAGGGUGCGCGCCUCAGCAGCAGCACUACCUGCCGCUGCUCCACUACUCGCCCACCCUCGCCACCAUCCUCUCUCACCUCGCCACCCCCAACAGCAGCACAAGUGGCGUGGGGGCGGCUUAUGUUGGACUGGACAUGCUUUCUGGUGUGUGUGGUGAAGAGGGGGGAAAGGGUGGGUGGGGAAUUCCCCAGCUGGGUCCCGCGGUUGCCCUCUCGGCGCUCUCCGCCCUCUCUGCCAGCCUGCCCUGCACCCUCUCCCCACCCUUUGCCCCUCGCUUCCCCUUCCCUGACAACUCCUCCUCCGCGCCCACCUCUGCCCCCACACCCACCACCAUCACCUCCUCCUCUUCGACCAGCAGCAGCGACCAACCGAGGUCGUUUCCUGCUAAUACAUCUUUGGCAGCAACAGCAGCAGCAGCAGCAGCUCAGUCGCCUGCGGAGCAGCAGCAGAGAGCAGUGGUGGCAUCAGUGCCCGUGUAUGGACGAGCCAUGCCGCCCAACGCCACGUCAGACGAGAUGCAAGCAGCAGUGAUAGGAUUCGCGUUUGCAGUGGCUGACAUGCAGCUCGCCCUCUCACAGCUGUCUCAGCUGCCCAACUUGCACUUCCAUCCCUCACACCAUCAUCCAUGUGCUGCUCCCCUCCUGCUCCUGCUCCUCUGCACCUCCCUCGCCCCCUCUCCCCCUCCUCCCCUGCAGGCGCCGUCCAGCAGCAGCAGCAGCUGUGGGUCAGCGGCGCUGCUGCUGCAGCUGCAGGACACCACGGCCGCCACCACCACGCUCGUCCUCGCACAGUAUCCCCCGCUGCAGCCCCCCGCCAUGCCUGAGGCGCCCUCGUCCUUCCCUGCAGCGCACGCCGUGCCUCUGCCGGCAGUGGGCCGCCAGUACACCCUCGCUUGCAGGUACCAGUCACCGCCGUUCCCGUACAUGGCGGUGGUGUGGCCGUGUGUGGCGGUGGCGGGGGCGGCGCUGGUGGUGGCGGUGGUGUACGUGGUGGCGGGGGAGGUGGUGCGCGUGGAGGGCGACCUGCAGCGCAUGGCGGCGCUCAAGGAGCAGAUGCGCGCCGCCAAGGUGGCUGCUGAGGCCGCCAGCCGCGCCAAGGGCACCUUCCUCGCCACCAUGAGCCACGAGAUCCGCACUCCCAUGAACGGCGUCAUUGGCAUGCUGAACCUGCUGCUGCAGACGCCGCUGGACGCGGUGCAGCUGGACUACGUGGAGACGGCGCGCACCAGCGGCAGGGCGCUCUGCUCCCUCAUCAACGACAUCCUCGACCUCUCCAAGAUCGAGGCGGGGCGGAUGGAGCUGGAGAGCAUGAGGGUGGACGUGAGGGCGGAGAUAGACGACGUGCUCAGCAUGUUUGUGGAGCGCACGCGCAACAAGCCGCAGGUCGAGGUGGCGGCACUCGUGCACGACGCCGUGCCCACGUUUGUGCUGGGCGACGCGCUGCGGCUGCGGCAGGUGCUGAUCAACCUGCUGUCCAACAGCUGCAAGUUCACCGCCCGCGGCCACGUGCUCAUCACCGUGCGCACCGCCGCCCCCCAUGACGACCUCGCCGUCCCCGGCGCCCACUUUGCCGACGCCCGCUCCCUCGCCCGCACCUCCCUUGCCCACUCCGACCGCGCUGCUCCCACCACCAGCGCCGCUGCCUCGGCCACUGCUGCAGUUGCUAACACGCCCGGUGCUGAUGGUGCGGGUGCAGCAGGAGGCGGGUGGAGCUCCACCCCUGCCCCUGCUGGAGGUGCUGCCGCAAGUGCAGUGAUGUCUGCGCCUGCUGCUGCUGCUGGUGGUGGUGCUGGCAAGACCGGCGUGGCGCAUGCAGGUGGUGCAAGGGGAGAAGUGAGCGCGGGUGCUGGGGCAGCGAGUGGUGCAGCGCCUGGAACAACAGAACUGGCAAAUGGCAGGAGUGGGGAGGGCGGAGAGGAAACCUGCAGAUUGCAUGGAGGUGACUCAGAUGCAUGGAAGGGUGAGGUACACGGCGAGAAGGAGGAGUGUACCGGUGAGGCGGGCGCAGGGGAGAUGGUUGAUGGGGGCUCCUCCGGCGCCGUCACGCAGGCUCGAGUCGAGGCGGAGGGUCAGAUGGGCGCAGAGACAGGCAGUGAUGGGCAGGGGCAGGGGCAAACGGGGCAGCUGCAGAACAAAGAGAUGGGGCAGGGGCAGGGGCAGGGGCGGAGGGGUAGGCAGGGGGAGUUUGAGACGCUGAGUGGAGUGGAGGCGGUGGAGAGCUGCAAUAGCUGGGCGCGCAUCCAGGCUCUCAUGGAACGCCCCCCCCAGGCAGGCCCGCCCCCAGGCCACCUGCAGUGCACGCCUGCUGCGCCACACAGCAGUGGUGGGGCUGCGGGCAGGGCGGGGGAGCACGGGGGAGGUGAAGCACAGAGUGGGAUGGUGCGGCUGGUGGUGUCCGUUGAGGACACGGGGCAGGGCAUACCGUGGGCGGCGCAGCCUCGUCUGUUUCGGCCGUACGUGCAGGCGGACAUCAGCACCACGCGCACACACGGCGGCACCGGCAUCGGCCUCUCCAUCUCGCAGCACCUGGUGGCGCUGAUGGGCGGCAAGCUGGCGUUUGUGAGCCGCCCGGGCGUGGGCACGACCUUCUUCUUUGACAUGACGCUGCCCUUUGAGAACCCCCCGGACCCCUCCCAUGACGCCCCCGCCUCUGCUGCUCCUGCUGCCGCCGGCAAGAGGAGAAGUGCCCCCGCACUUGCCUCUCGAGUCUCUGACCUUCAGGGGUGCACAGCGGUGGUGCUGGACGACCGGCCUGUGAGGCGCGCCGUCACAGCCACGUAUCUGCGCCGCCUCAGGCUCAACGUGCUCCUCGCACGCCGCUGGGAGGACCUCCCCCCACUCCCCGCCCUGCCACUACCACCCUCCCCUCCUGCCCCGCCUGCUCCUGCCACUCCCCCCCAAGCUUACCCAUCCUCCCCGGGCCCACUGGCAGUGGUGGGCGUGGUGUCCCCUGCACUGCCAGGUGUGGCAGCAGGCACCGUGGCAGCAGCAUCGCUGGCGGGGCAUGAGAGUGGUGUCACUCCCCUCUCAGAUGCCGGGCCAUCUGUUGCCGUGGGAGUCAUGGCAGGCGCAGCGAGCACAGCAGCAGGCAGUGCGGGUGGCGGCGGGUGGGGGCCCCCAGCGGGCACUCCAUGGGGCGGUGCGUUCCUGCUGGUGGACGCGGAGACGCUCGCCCGCCAUGCCCGCGCCUGGCGCCACUCACUGCCCACGCCACCUGCACGCACGCACGAGGGAGGGCGGGGCGAGGGAGGCGAGCCUGGGGUGGGAAUGGCAGGCUUGGGCACGGGCAGGGAUGGUGAUGGGGCGGGGGGUGAUGUUGCAGGGGCGGAGGCAGAGGCAGAGGCAGGGGCAGGUGUGGGGCGUGAUGGGGCAGGUGGAGGGGAGUGCGCAGUGCCCAUUGUGCGCGCAGGCGGCGAGAGGACAGCCGUCCUCCCCUCCUCGCCGUGGAGGGCAGGGGACGCGUCCCAACAGUUGUGCGCCCCCCGGGCAGCCUCUGACGGGGCUGCCACACCCCCUCUCGGCACACUCGCUUCUGCCACGCCCCCCUCCCCUGCUGGCAGCGUGGAGAGCCCCGACGGCAGCAGUGGCGCUGGCAGUGACGCCAUGGGAGGUGGGGGCGGGGGAGGCAGCGGCGUGCUGACGAGCGCUGCUGCCAUGGCCACUGCUGCUGCCUUCUGGACCAGCCGACAGCAGCAACAGCCGGGAGGAGUGGAGGAACAGCAGCAACAAGAGCAAGGACCGAGCAUGGAGAGCGUGGCCGCCCAGGCCGGCUUCCACGCCACGCUGCUCAAACCCAUCCGCCGCGCCGCCCUCGUGGGCGCGCUGCUGCAGGCCGCCAAGCACAGCAGCGGCGGGGGCAGCAGCAGCAGCACACAGGGUGCAGAGGGCGGGCAGGGCACCUUGGGUAGGCGAGGGGAAGGAGGAUCUGAAGGAAGGAGAGGGACAGAAGUGUCAAGUCCCGAGAAUUUUAGGGGCGUGACGGGUGGGGAGCACGAUUACGUGGUUGUGGUGGAUAACGGGGCAGAGGAUGCCUGUGGGGCAGGUGCAGGCGAAGCAGAGAGAUCGGAUGGAGGAGCAUCUGUGGAGUCAGACAUGGCUCUCUCCCCUGUCACUCUCACGGGAAGGACCGGAAACAAGGAGAUGCGUCUGAAGCAAGUGGAGGCAGGAGAGAGGAGUGGUGGCGAGAGGAGAGUGGCGGUGGAAGGGCGGGGUGGCAGCAGUGCGGCGUUGGCGAGUCCCGGGGCGAGGAGGGUGGCUGAGGGUGCCCCACAGUCGCUGACUCAGAUGCUCACUGCAGUGCUGCAUGGCAAGCACUUUCUGGUGGUGGACGACAACAUGGUGAACCGCAAGGUGAUAGCCAAGAUGCUGGAGCGAUACAAGGUGCACGUGGUGCCCGUCGUGGGGGGCGCCGUGGCCGUGGCCAAGGUGGUGCCUGGCCACGCCUUCCACUGCAUCCUCAUGGACGUCCAGAUGCCGGGUAUGGACGGAUUCGAAGCCACAAGGCAAAUCCGCAGGCAAGAAGCGAAGUACAGGCUCUCACAGACUCCGAUAUUUGCACUUACAGCGGACAUCUUUGCAGGGACUCGGGAGAAGUGCAUCGAGUCCGGCAUGAACGGCUUCUUGUCAAAGCCUAUAGAGGAGGAGCAGCUGUGGAACCUCCGUUUACCCCCCAAUAUAUUCUCCUUUGCCUCACCUGCUUCCCCCCAUCCCCUUCCCUGCUUUCCCCCCAUCCCCAUCCCUGCUUCCCCCCAUCCCCUUCCCUGCUUCUCCCCAUCCCCUUCCCUGCUUCCCCCCAUCCCCAUCCCUGCUUCCCCCCAUCCCCUUCCCUGCUUCUCCCCAUCCCCUUCCCUGCUUCCCCCCAUCCCCUGCUUCUCCCCAUCCCCUUCCCUGCUUCCCCCCAUCCCCUUCCCUGCUUCCCCCCAUCCCGCUCCCUGCUUCUCCCCAUCCCCUUCCCUGCUUCCCCCCAUCCCCUUCCCUGCUUCUCCCCAUCCCCUUCCCUGCUUCCCCCCAUCCCCUUCCCUGCUUCCCCCCAUCCCCUUCCCUGCUUCCUCCCAUCCCGCUCCCUGCUUCCCCCCAUCCCGCUCCCUGCUUCCCCCCAUCCCGCUCCCUGCUUCCCCCCAUCCCGCUCCCUGCUUCCCCCCAUCCCCUUCCCUGCUUCCCCCCAUCCCCUUCCCUUCUCUACAUGGUGCAUAG
Messenger RNA from Closterium sp. Naga37s-1, 6276 nucleotides. The record is from the annotation of a GenBank genome assembly. NCBI's taxonomy places the organism in Eukaryota, Viridiplantae, Streptophyta, Zygnematophyceae, Desmidiales, Closteriaceae.